GCUUCUGCCUCCUGUCGCCCUGCCUGUUGUGCCGACCAAUCUGUCGGUCUGGCAGUCAGUCGGUCUGGUCCUGUCUGGUGCUGUGGCGUGCCGAGUACGGGCGCAGCCAAGUUCUCUGUUCCACCUCUCCUCUAGUCUGUUCCCACGGGGCAGGCAGAGCGACCACACAGCCGCGGCUAGAGGCGAGCGAUGAUACUGUUCCCCUCGCAUCUUACUCACUCUUAUGCAGCCGCCUGACUGCUUCACACACACACACACACCAACCGGUACCCACACCCGCGCGCAGGCUCCCCCCAAUCUCCAAUCUCGAUUUUACGAGAUCAUCUCACAAGCGUUCGGGCCAAGGGGAGUGGCCACCCAACCUCGACAGAGUGGUAUUCUGUAAUAAAACCCCGAGGCCUGCGCAGCCACUGGUUCGGUCGGGUAGCACCACAGUUGGGGGCCGCUAGGCUGACCACCUCACUCGCUGCUGGCUGCUCGCUGCUCGCAGGUAUCCCCCGGUACCGGGAAUGUCACUGUCACUGCUACUGUUGCUGUGACAGCUCUCAUCAGAACACAUCGUGACCGCAGACGUUGAGCCGGCAGGGGACGAGGGACGAGCUCCAAACGACAGGGGACCACACGCGCCGUACUGCUUGUACUGUACUCCGUACUGUCCACAGGACUCGACUCGACUCGAUCCGGCUCCGUACUCGCAAGCCACAGGGCGAGACAAGGGCAAACAACGCACAAGCAAGACACACAGACCGCACAACGGGCACCAGGCCUGUUCCACGUCGGCACCCCCUGCCGCUGUGCCCUGUUCCGCGGGCCUUCUGUUCUGUUCUGUUCCGUUUGACCUGGGUAUCCUGCGCUGCCCUACCCGGUUCCGGCCCAACGGUCUAGAAACGACACCACGCUAGAGUGUGAUCUGGGGUCGGACCGUGCUGAACCUUAUCUGGACCUAUCCGCUGGAACUUGCCCAAUCCGAAGCUGUAGAUCCGGGAUCACUGAGACUGCAACGGCACUGCUUUGCAUAUCGGACCACGUCCAGCAUUCUUGCCUGCACACACACGCGCUCAACAACGCACACCACUGGACCAACCCACGGCAGGCAUCCAGUUUUCCACAGUAUUUUCAUCCACUUACCCAGCCGGCGCUGACGUCGAAUUGGCCGCCUGGUAUCUGCUAGCAGCCAAGAAAUAGCGCUGCUUGACCUGCCUUCAGCCUGAAGCAGCUCCCCGCCCCACCAACCAGCGCCCCUGCAUCCGCCUUGGGCGGGAAUUGCUGUCUGCAGUCGAGCACGGUCAUGGUCCUGGCGUCUCCGCCCGCGGCGAGGCCAUCGCAGCCCGGCGACGGUGGCGGGCUAGCGGAUGCCUACGAGGAAACCCAUGUCCACGGCGUCUACGAGGCUAUCGCCUCGCAUUUCAGCGCGACGCGACACAAGCCAUGGCCCUUCGUGUCGUCUUUUCUGGCUUCGCGGCCACCGGGGUCCGUGGGCCUGGAUAUUGGCUGCGGUAAUGGCAAGAACAUGAGUGUGAACCGGGAUGUGGUCAUGUUGGGCUGCGACAGGAGCGCCGCCCUGGUGGCGCUCGCUAGAGACUCAAUGUGCACGGCACGCUAUCGGAAACAACAGCAGCAGCAGCAGCAGCAGCACGAUGGAGGCAAGGUGCCAGAUGCCGAGGCAGGUGCCGCGCUCUCAGGGGACAUCAUAGCAGGCGCGGACGCCGUAACGGCCGACAGCCUCUUGCUUCCUUUCAGGGAGGCUGGCGCCGAUUUCGUCAUCUGUAUCGCCGUGAUUCACCACCUGUCAACGAGGGAGAGGCGGGUCGAUGCCAUCAGGCAGCUCCUGCGCUGUGUGAGGCGGGGAGAGGGCGGCAGCACGUCAGCAGGGGUGACAACCCAGCCGCAUGAUGUGCAUGAUGCCGCAGGCGCCGCUAAGGGCGCUGCAGAUGCGCAGGGCUCGAGCUCGACCUCAGGCCAAGUACUCGUGUACGUCUGGGCGCUGGAGCAGAGCGGCAGCAGGAGGGGGUGGGCUGAAGGCGGAGAGCAGGACCUGCUGGUUCCUUGGGUGAUGAAGGCACCCCAGCAGAAGAAAGCAAAGGUGAAGGGCCAGAAGAAGCAGGACCGACGGAACAAGCAAGCCGAGGACGGCGCCGAGGCAGAAGAAGCAAAGACGCAGCAUGUUGACAGAUCAACAGUUCAACAUGGCGGGGCAAGCGGCGGUGAAGAAGGCGACUGGAAGUCGGACGGCGGGAAGCGGCAGCGGCAGCGGCAGCAGCAGCAGCACCGUUGCCAACAACCAGAGCAGAAGCGACAGCAUGCACAGGACGAAGCCGUUGCAGCCGACGCUACUGCAGAUCCGGGCACAGCCGAAAACGACGUGGCCGCCGGGAACGCGCAGCAGGCAGCUCACACCGACAAGACUUUCCACCGGUACUACCAUCUCUACAGAAAAGGCGAGCUGGAGGAAGAAGUUAUCGCCGCAGGGGGGUCGGUCCUGAGCAGCGGCUACGAACGAGACAAUUGGUGGGUCAUUGCAGGGUGAUGCAGCCAGAACCGAGUACCAAAAGGGGGAGAAGAGGAAAAAGACCACGAGAGACCAAAAAGAAAUGAGGAUGGGGCCCCCCUGGCGGACAACGGACAUGGACGGGAUCGAAACGGUUGACAGAAAACGAUCUAGGGAUCCAUCGAGGAUCCAUCUCAUCGCUUGCUUCUUUCUGAUCGGCGCGCGGGAGGUGUUUGAUGGUGAGAUACGUUGCGACUAUGCUGUCAGGCCAAAACUCUAUGCAAGCCUCUUUCUUCCCAACUAUUGCCCAUAGAGAACCGACACAUAUACGCACGUGCAAAUCUGACCUCGUGUCCUAGCUUGGGCCCAGAGUCCGGCGCGCGAUUCGAACUCAAGCCGGCAGUUGAGGCAAAUCGGCAGAUGGCGUAUUUAUUGUGUGGUCUGUAUGUAGUGAGGCCCUCCCCAGGGGACCCAGGAAGGGACACCGAGAAUAGGGGUUUCCACACUUUUCUACUCCGACCUCAGGUGCCGUGUUGGUAUCAAGUCUCAUCUUUCCCCGUCGUUUCAUUCCAUUUCCAUCCCAUCCACCGCUAUGCCCGGGGAUCGCUCAUGGGAGUCGGCCAAAAUGAAAGAAGAAAAAUAGAAGCAGCAUCAAAAAGGAAAAUGACAGGAAAAAAAUUGAGAAAGCCAUCUAUGCAAGGAGAUGACCGCUCUGGCCAGACCACUAUAGAGCUGCUUGGCCUGUCCUUGCGCCAUUCCCCACCACUCCCUGAUCCCAUCUUUCCCGCGGAUUAUGACCAAAUCACUCAUAAUCCCGAGCAAUAUUCAAAACCCGAGCGUGUCAGUGUGGUGUUUGCUAUGCCAGCGCUUCCUAGUCCAGAGGCCCCUUCCCCCACUUCGUCUCGUCCCUGGGCGCCCAUCAAGCUGAGAACCAUAUCACGCAAGGCGGCCGCUGAGGGAUCGGGGCUAG
This is a messenger RNA of Diaporthe batatas, 3458 nucleotides long. Its product is annotated as tRNA (carboxymethyluridine(34)-5-O)-methyltransferase. Gene Ontology annotation, biological process: tRNA wobble uridine modification. NCBI's taxonomy places the organism in Eukaryota, Fungi, Ascomycota, Sordariomycetes, Diaporthales, Diaporthaceae. Gene Ontology annotation, molecular function: tRNA binding. Bases 1289 to 2527 code for a protein of 412 amino acids. The transcript has a single exon. The record is from RefSeq and is a predicted model, not a curated record. Gene Ontology annotation, cellular component: cytoplasm; nucleus.